UUUAAUAUACAGAAAAAAUGGGUCGUCGUCCUGCUCGUUGUUACAGAUAUUGUAAAAAUAAGCCUUAUCCCAAGUCUAGAUACUGUCGUGGUGUUCCUGAUGCCAAACUCAGAAUUUAUGAUUUAGGUCGUAAGAAGGCAUCUGUUGAUGAUUUCCCUCUUUGUGUUCAUUUGGUUUCUAAUGAAUAUGAACAACUUUCUGCUGAAGCUCUUGAAGCCGGCCGUAUCUGUGCUAACAAAUACAUUGCCAAGACUGCUGGUAAAGAUUCUUUCCAUAUGCGUAUUCGUGUUCACCCUUACCAUGUAACUCGUAUCAAUAAGAUGUUGUCUUGUGCUGGUGCUGAUAGAUUGCAAACUGGUAUGCGUGGUGCUUUCGGUAAGCCUAACGGUCUCGUUGCUCGUGUCAACAUUGGUCAAAUCAUCUUCUCUGUUCGUACCAAGGAUUCUAACAAGGCUGUUGUCAUUGAAGCUUUGAGACGUUGCAAGUACAAGUUCCCUGGUCAACAAAAGAUUAUUGUCUCCAAGAAGUGGGGCUUCACUCCUCUCUCUCGUGAAGAAUAUGUUGAAGCUCGUGCUGCUGGUAAGCUUAGACCUGAUGGUUGUUAUGUUAAGUUCGUCCCUCAAAAAGGUCGUCUCGCUGAUUACUUUAAGGAAGCUUCCAGAGCUUAAAAUAUUUUUUUUUCUUUAUUCAUAUUUCCCUUUUCUCAUCAAACAAAAAAGUGAAUAAAAUUGUAUAAUUAAAGUAAAAGCAGUUGAUUGUAUGAAUAUCUCUUUUCUUUUGUUAAAAUAAAAUGUAUGUAGGUAUUUAGCUAUUUUGUUUAUAGGCCAU
Molecule: messenger RNA, 828 nt
Organism: Cokeromyces recurvatus
Lineage: Eukaryota; Fungi; Mucoromycota; Mucoromycetes; Mucorales; Mucoraceae
Product: 60S ribosomal protein L10-A
Exons: 1
Coding region: 18-668 (216 amino acids)
Biological process (GO): ribosomal large subunit assembly; translation
Cellular component (GO): ribosome; cytosolic large ribosomal subunit
Molecular function (GO): structural constituent of ribosome
Source: RefSeq, a predicted model, not a curated record